GUUCAAUAAAAGCUGCGAUGUUCAAAUAAACUGUGCUGUUAUCGUUCGGAAUUUUGAUUUCACAUCUGAAACGAUGCCAGGCGAUAAGAAUGGUCACCCAGGUGAAGAACCACGUUUUGAGGAUCUUAUAAAGUUUUCUGGGGCAAAAACUUGCGUGGAUUCUGAGGACACGAUAAAGGAAAAUGCGGCGUCUCUGAUACUGACGAAAGUCGGCUCGAAAAAACAUUCAUCAAGUCACCUCAAAUGCUAUGGAACAUAUUUGACAUUUUAUCCUGAGGUCUCAGAGAGUGGUGUGAAGAUGAGUGGGCAUCUACUAUUGCGAGAAAUUCGUGGGUUCUACGUCUCACAAAAGCAUCCGAAGUCACUUGUGAUUUUAUUCCAACAUAGUGGAUCAGAUGAUGUCACCAUGUAUGGGGUAGUUAUGAGUUCUUCUGAAAAAGCUAGGAAGCUGACAAUGUUACUCUCAGAGCCAAAUCCACCAGAAGCUAGAGAUAGGGAGCCAAAUCAUAGAAAAAUGAAGUCAGUUACAAUAGGUCCGAAAGCACAUAAUUCCCUAGCGAUUCCUCCGACAGAUCUGAAGGAUCCACAAGAAGUCCAGGAGUGUCCAAAGGGCCUGCCACCGCCAGGUAACAGAUUUCGCUCAGAGUACACAGUGAACAAAAGUGGCUCACCGCCAAAGAAAAACCAUUAUUCUGCUAUUAGUCCAACUAUAAAUCUCAAUGGACGUUUAAGUCAUGAAAACUACCCCGCUAAAAUUGGAAAACAUAGAAAUGUACAGCCAAAAGUUGAUGGUCGUUUGAAUACACAAAGAAUUGGCUACGAUCAUCAUUCACAAAUCAGACAUGAGCUGUCUAAAUCUAAUAGAGAUAUUCCUUCAAAAACACCUAAUCAUGUUUCCUUUCAAGUGCCAGUGAGGAAUACUGCCGCAUUUUCAGGUGAUAGAUACCACUCGCCAUAUGGUAGUCCCUUUACUACGUUAUCCUCGGACAGGUUUGACGAAGAUGGUUGUGAUACUCCUUUCCCUUAUGAUCCGAAUGAAAAUAUUGAAGAGUUUUCUAUUGGGUAUUAUAACAACGAAUAUGAUUCUAAACUGUACGAGUCUGAUGUGCUUCAUAGUAAUGCAGAUUUAAAAACUCCAGCAGAAAAUCCAUGGGUGGAAAAUAUAACAUACAUAAGCAACAGUAAAAAUGGCACGGCGUCUGUUACAUCUAAUGGACCUGUUUACUUAUACGUGGCUCAACAAGUUAAUCCAAGAAUUGAGGCAUUUCAUUAACUAAAUCGAAUAUAAAUAAUUCACACCAUAUGUGGAAUACUAGAAUGAGCACGCUUUGAAAAUUGAAUUAAAAAUACACCAGAUGUCUUUAUCCUUACCCUCAUUACUAUCAGUAUCAUUUUGUAUAUAUUAUAAAAAAAUAUAGAUAAUUUGCAAAACAAUCUCCUAGCUGUUAUUUUCUAUCUUAUUUUUUUUUGAAACUGAAACCUUGUUUCCUCAUUAGCAA
Molecule: messenger RNA, 1499 nt
Organism: Trichobilharzia szidati
Lineage: Eukaryota; Metazoa; Platyhelminthes; Trematoda; Strigeidida; Schistosomatidae
Source: the annotation of a GenBank genome assembly